Molecule: messenger RNA, 1469 nt
Organism: Nymphaea colorata (pocket water lily)
Lineage: Eukaryota; Viridiplantae; Streptophyta; Magnoliopsida; Nymphaeales; Nymphaeaceae
Product: malate dehydrogenase, glyoxysomal-like
Exons: 9
Coding region: 85-1161 (358 amino acids)
Biological process (GO): tricarboxylic acid cycle; malate metabolic process
Cellular component (GO): cytoplasm; chloroplast
Molecular function (GO): L-malate dehydrogenase (NAD+) activity
Source: RefSeq, a predicted model, not a curated record
AAAUCGAAGUCGCCACGCAACGCACUCUUCCCAGUUGCUUGCAGGCAGUAGCAAAGAAGCAGGGAAAGGAGGAGGAAGGCGAAGAUGCAGCAGCAGAGCGAAGAGGCCCUUCAACGCAUAGCGAGAAUUUCAGGCCACCUUAACCCUCCAAGCCUCCAGGGGAGGGGAGGAUGGAGCUCGCUGAGGAGAGAGGAGUGCAGAGCAAAAGGUGGAGCUCCGGGUUUCAAGGUGGCAAUCCUCGGCGCUGCUGGUGGAAUCGGCCAACCUCUCUCCCUGCUAUUGAAGAUGAACCCCCUUGUGUCCCUUCUCCAUCUUUACGAUGUCGUCAAUUCCCCUGGAGUUACCGCCGAUGUCAGCCACAUGGACACUUCCGCCGUGGUUCGUGGAUUUUUGGGACAGGACAAACUGAAAGAUGCCCUUACAGGGAUGGACCUUGUUAUUAUACCAGCAGGUGUCCCUAGGAAGCCAGGCAUGACUAGGGAUGAUUUGUUUAACAUAAAUGCUGGGAUUGUUAGGACACUUAUCGAAGGCGUUUCCAAGUACUGUCCUUAUGCUGUUAUUAACUUGAUUAGCAACCCUGUAAAUUCAACUGUGCCAAUUGCUGCUGAGGUCUUAAAGAAGGCAGGCACAUAUGAUCCUAAGCGUCUUCUGGGUGUGACAACACUUGAUGUUGUGCGAGCAAAUACAUUUGUGGCUGAAGUAUUGGGCAUUGAUCCUACAAACGUAGAUGUUCCUGUCAUUGGUGGACAUGCUGGUGUGACAAUCCUACCUCUCCUUUCACAGGUGAAACCACCCUCUUCUUUCACUCCUGAGGAAAUUCAUUACUUGACCAAUCGCAUCCAAAAUGGAGGAACAGAAGUUGUCGAGGCAAAAGCUGGAGCUGGUUCUGCAACACUGUCAAUGGCCUUUGCAGCUGCUAAGUUUGCAGAUGCUUGCAUGAGGGCCUUGCGGGGUGAUGCUGGCAUUGUUGAAUGUGCAUUUGUUGCCUCUGGGGUGACAGAGCUACCAUUUUUUGCAUCAAAGGUUCGGCUUGGGCGAAGUGGUAUUGAAGAGAUCUAUCCUCUAGGUCCCCUUAAUGAGUUUGAAAGGGCUGGCUUAGAAAAAGCAAAGAAAGAGUUGGCAAUAAGCAUUGAGAAAGGAAUUUCCUUUGUCAAUAAAUAAACUCUCCCUCUCCCUAUCUGUCUCGCUCGCUUUCUCUCUUGGUAAUAAAGGUUCAUGGUCUAGCUGCCUCUUCAUGAAUGUUUGUUUAGUAUGUAUGUAUAUAUAUAAUGCCAGAAACGGUUGCGAAAUUUUCUGCCAUGUCGUCACGGUACUUCAACUCGCAACCAUUCUCCACCACAAGUGGAGAAUAGGUGGAACGAGUGGGGCUGUGAAGGGCUUAUGAUAAAAGGUUAUGGAUCGAGUCGGCCUUGACAUUGUCGCUCUUCAGCCUGACCUCUUCUUUGUAACGAGUGAGUUUGUUUUGUUUC